Acanthosepion pharaonis is the source of this 2268-nucleotide messenger RNA. The record is from the annotation of a GenBank genome assembly. Lineage: Eukaryota; Metazoa; Mollusca; Cephalopoda; Sepiida; Sepiidae.
AUGAACCCAGCUUUUCCAAUUUAUUUGCGCUCAUGUGUUGGAUGGUCGCAUUCAAGCAAUCAUACCUCUUUUUCCUCUCUUCGCCUUUCUUGCUACCUUUUUUUUUAUUUGCUUUUUUUUUUUUAUUCUUUCUGUCUAUUUCUUCCUAACUUACUUUUUCUUUCUUUCUUUCUUUCUUUGUUUCUUUUUCUUUCUUUCUUGGUUGGAUUUGUUCUUUCAUUUUAUCUAUUUUUUUCUAAAUUACCUUUCUUUCUUUCUUUCUUUCUUUCUUUCUUUCUUUCUUUCUUUCUUUCUUUCUUUCUUUUUUUCUUUCUUUCUUUCUUUCUUUCUUUCUUUCUUUUGUUCUUUCAUUUUUUCUUUUUCUUCCUAAAUUACCUUUUCUCUUUCUUUCUUUCUUUCUUUCUUUCUUUCUUUCUAUUUGCUUUUUCUCCCUCCCCACCCUCUCUCUCUCUCUCUCUCUCUCUCUCUCUCUAUCUAUCUAUCCUUUGUUCAUAUCUAUCUAUCUAUCUAUCUAUCUAUCUAUCUAUCUAUCUAUCUAUCUAUCCCAGUCUGCUAAUAUCUAUCUAUCUAUCUAUCUAUCUAUCUAUCUAUCUAUCUAUCUAUCUAUCUAUCUAUCUUUGUGUCGGAAUAAUUUUCGGCGUCCAAUCGUUUUUGUCGAUUUUUUUCUCCUUUUUUCCUCCUUUUUUCCACUUUUGUAUUUUUUUUCUUUCUUUCUUUCUUUCUUUCUUUCUUUCUUUCUUUCUUUCUUUCUUUCUUUCUUUCUUUCUUUCGUUCUUUUUCGAAGUUUUCUCCUCCAUCUUCUCUCGUGGCAUAAUACCCCCCUCCACCUUCUCAGAUUCACUAUUCCCUCGCAGGAUUUCUCCUCUUCUCUACUUUCCGACCUUAAAUCCUUUUAUCUGCUUAACCCCCACCUAUUCCAUUUCAGAUUUUCUCCACCUUCCUCUUUGUCUCUUUAUAUCUCUCUUCCUUGUUAACACUCAUAUAUUACAUUUCACGUAUGUUCCUCUUCCUUUCCCUCCUGGAAUUCCUCUUCCUUCUCAUCCCCUGCUAUAUCCUUUCCGAGUUUUCUCUUUCUUCCACUUUUUUUCUCCUUUCUUCCUUCUCUCGAUAACCUCUUUCCUUUCUCAUACGCCUUUUGCCUCUUACCACGCUCUAUUUCAUCUUACGAUUUCUCCUCCUCUUUCUUCUUUCCCUCUUUAUAUCCCCUCUCAUUGUUUCGUCUCAUUUCCUCUCUCUUUUACUUCUUGUAUUUCUUUACCUUCUUACCACUCACUGUUUUAUGUAGCGAUCUCCUUACACCACUUACUCUCCUCCUGCUUUCCUUUGCAUAGGAUGGUUUCCAUUUUAUCUUUCUUGAUAUUUUUUCACGUUUUUCUUUCCCGUUAUCUUUUUAACGUUUUUUUUUUUUUUUUUUCAUUUUUUCUUUUUUUUUUCCAUUUUUCAUUUUUUUCUUUUUUUCAUUUUUUUCUUUUUUUUUUCAUUUUUCAUUUUUUUUUCCAUUUUUUUCCUUCCUUUCUUUUUUCAUUUUUCUUUUUUCAAAUUUGCUUUUUUUUCAUUUUUUUCAUUUUUUCUUUCUUUUUUCAUUUUUUUUCUUUCAUUUUUCUUUGCUUACCUUUUCAUAAUUCUUUCUUUCUUUCUUUCUUUCUUUCUUUCUUUCUUUCUUUCUUUCUUUCUUUCUUUCUUUCAAUAAACGUUUUCUUUGUCUUUUUCUUUAUUCUUUUUGUUCUUUUAUUUUAUUUUUCCAUUUCUGUUGUAAUUUUCUUGUUUUCUUCUUUCACGUUUAUUCCUUUUCCAUUUUCUCCCCAUCCCCCGACAAACCACAGUGAUUGUCUUCGCUUUGCUUAUUAUAUUUCUUUUAUUCUUUGUCUUCUGCUUUUUCAUUUGGUUCGGCAUCAUUCCUUCCAUUGUUUCUUACAAUCUACAAUUCUCUUAUUUCUUUCAUUUAUUCAUUUCUCAUUUGUUUCACCUUCUUUUUCGAUUAAUUCUUACUAUCUACAAUUCUCUUAUUUCUUUUAUUUGUUCAUUUUUCAUUUGUUUCCACUUUUUAAUUCAUUCUUUCUUACUAUUUUUAAUUCACUUAUUUUUUUCAUUUUUCCUUUACUUUUUCAUUCAUUCUUUCUUAAUCUCUACAAUUUUCUUAUCUCUUUCAUUUAUUUAUUUUUCCUUUCUUACACAUUUUUUCUAUUAUUCUUUUUUUCUAUCUACAAUUCUCUUCAUUUAUUCAUUUAUUCAUUUCUUUCCCUUUCUUUUUCAUUAAUACUUUCUUAA